Molecule: messenger RNA, 585 nt
Organism: Kuraishia capsulata CBS 1993
Lineage: Eukaryota; Fungi; Ascomycota; Pichiomycetes; Pichiales; Pichiaceae
Exons: 1
Coding region: 1-585 (194 amino acids)
Biological process (GO): RNA processing
Source: RefSeq, a predicted model, not a curated record
AUGGAGAAUAAGCGAGAUUCUAGGGCCAAAUACCUCUACAAGCUGGCACAUGCACCUGUCCCGUCAAAGGAGUUGCAUUCCAAGAUCUCAGAACGACUGUUGAAAACACUCUUGAACCCGACCUCAACUGCACACAGAGAUGAUACGGUAGCGCAAGCACAGAGAAAUGAAACGGCAAAAAACUCAAGGACUCAAUUCUGUGAAUCGUGUCGAAGCAGAUUCAUUUUUGGUUUGAACACCAAGGUGCGAGUAGAGAUGGUUAAGAGAGAGCUCAGCAAGAAAAGAGAUAGAAGACUGGUUUAUCGGUGUUUACGAUGUGGCCACAAAACCGAGUUCAAACACGAGUUGCUACAGAGUAAGCUCAAGACAGAAGAGCUGAAGUCAGUCCCACUUUCACAGAGCUCGAGCUGGUCGACUUUGGUGACUUCCAAGCUGGAAACAGAGGAGAAGACAGGCAGUUCUUCUAAAAGCAGGGCAAAAAAAAGGAAGCAGAUGGGAAGCUUGAGCAACAUGUUGAACAUGAAGAAGGCUAAGGAGAAAGAUAGGCCCGCAGAGUUGGACUUGUUUGGAUUUAUGAAGAAAUAA